Messenger RNA from Gigantopelta aegis, 3713 nucleotides. RefSeq lists its product as uncharacterized. NCBI's taxonomy places the organism in Eukaryota, Metazoa, Mollusca, Gastropoda, Neomphalida, Peltospiridae. Gene Ontology annotation, biological process: cellular response to hydrogen peroxide. The transcript is spliced from 4 exons. Bases 145 to 1137 code for a protein of 330 amino acids. The record is from RefSeq and is a predicted model, not a curated record.
ACACGUUCCACAAGGUUACCCGCAAAUAAAAAUAGAGAAUUAUCUUUGUUAUUUUGGGAAAUGAUUUGUGCAUGAUUCAUUGAUUGCCAUUUCGAACUGGAAGUAACGGGUCAAAGACAUUCCAGCAAAAUUAAAUCUUUGCACAUGCCAUUCAGUAUGUCAUCCAAAGUGAAAGAUCCUGACAAAGAAGAGUUCCUGCAUCUGGGUUUGAAGAAACUCAAGGUUGAUUCAGAAUGGGAUGAUACAAAAGUCCAAAGUGGAGUUGCAUCUUACAACUUGUUUAACUUGUGGUCUGGAGAUUCAAAAAAGGAGUUGAAUCAUCAUGGCAAAGUAUCCAAGCAAUUGAAAAUAAAGCAGCCAAGUCGUGAGAAGGAGAGAGUUGAACCAUAUCCAGCUGAUUGUGUUACAUCACUUCAGCGGCUGUGUCUCAGUCAAGAACAGUGUAAUAAAAGAUUCUGUUCCUGCAAGAUGGAUAUGUCGUCCUCUUCUCCGAGACACAGACAGAAUCUUGUUCACAUUGCUGGACAGCAAAGGAAAUUAAUUCAAGAUGCUCGACUUAAGUUGCACCAUGCACAGAAAGAUCACAGGCAGGUCAUCAGGGCAGCUAAGCUACAGCUACGUCAUCACUAUUUUCAAGAGAUGCACAAGCAUGAGAAGACGAUGAAAAAAAGGGAGCAGUUGUCACUUCCCACUUCACCAUCUUAUAUAUUUGGGUCAAAGUCAUCCAAGAACUUUGACAGUUUUAGCAGGAUCCAUGCUUCCAGCACCACCUCCAAUGUGACGGACUGUAGCAAGAAAACCAAAGCAGCUUGUUUCAGUAGGCACCAUGAUAAGCUGUCAUCCGUUCAUUCUUCAUGUUUUAACAUGGUUACAAGUAGAAAGAAACCCGAUACAUUGUGUAAAAAUUUUGGUAAUCACAGGAAUCGUCAGAGUGAAGAAUAUGUGCAAGGCAGCUCUUCUUCGAAAGAGGAUAGUUCGGAUACUUCUAGUUGCAAGCCUGAAUACUCCACGGAACUCAGCUGCUCACAGGAAGCCAGACUUGAUGAUCUUAGUGUUAAUGAGUUGGCUGGAUAUUUUGAAGACUUUGUUUACAUACCCAAAAAAAUGUCCAUUAUGGCAGAGAUGAUGUAUACUUGAAGACUGGUGUUCAACAAUUGCUUUUGGUUUUGUAGAAUAUAUAUAAUUAGGUAUUUAUAAGAUGCCUUUACAUUUUUGAUUUCCAUGUUGUAUAAUACAAUAAUUUAACUUAUAAUAUUCUUUAAAGGUUGUAUGCCAUUUUCUACACUAUGAUAAAGCUAUCAGCAACAAAAAAACUUGUACUUUUAGCAUGUUUUAAAAUCAAAAUACAUUCUUUUAAAUUAUGUAUUGAUUAUGAUAUUUUGAUAAUAAAUAAUAUAUAUAAAUUCAAUUUUUCCACAUAUAUAAAAAGCUAUAAAGUUGAUUGGUCUUCAUCUUUGUUUUCUUACCUACAAACACAUUCAAAGGCACUUUGUAUUAAUUAAAUCUACAAAAUCUUUAUUAUACAGACCAUUUAUAAUUUAAUUAACAUCCAUUGAGUGUAAUCUGGAUUUCUAUAUUAACCAGAAUGAUCUCAAAGUCCUGUCCAGUAAUAAUACAGGGUUCGUAGCGGUCUUUAAAUUCCUUGGAAGUCUUUGAAUUUGAAAAAAGGAUUUUAGGUCUUCUUUAAAAGUCUUUUAAAUUCUCACAAAUCAUAGCCAUAGCAAUGAUGAUAUCUAUUAUAGCUGCAUGCACUUGAUAUUUUCCAGUUACAAGGUUUAAUCUGUCAUGAUGCAUGUAAAAAAGCACAAUUUUUUGCCAUGGACAGCAAUGGAAAACGAACUGAUUUAGUAUUUUUAUCGCAUUCUAUUGUCUUUGACCACUGUGUAAAAGUCUUUGAAAAUGGCAGGUAAAAGGCUUAGUCUUUGAAUUUGUUUGUUCUUUAAGGCUAUGAACCCAGUAGUAGCUUUGGUGGUAUUUCAGCUUAGUUAUAACACUCGAUAAAAUUAACAUAUACCUGUUUUUAUUGCAUCUUUAUAUUUUAACAUCCAUGCAGGAUCAGACUUAAUGUCCAUAUGAAGCAAAGAUUGUAAUUUAGGAUGGAUUGCCAAGGUUUUAAAAAUGGAUGAAUACUUGUUUGAGUGUGCCCAUUAAAUAUACUGAACCGAAGGAAAAACUUCAUGUGUGAAUAAUUACAUCCAUAAUCAGGGGCGUAACUAGGCUUUUGAAAUGUGUCCUUAGUUUUGUGUGUUAGAGGGCAAAUCAUGUCGAAUGAUACCCACUCCCAUGCCAUUCUCCAACAUUUGUUACAAGUAGAUGUGGUAAAAAAAAUUCUGCUCUUAUUUUACACGCAAGAUAUUCGUAUUACAAAUUCCAGCAAAAAACAACACAUUUUUCGAUUCCAAAAAUGUAUCUAUAUUUUACUAUUUAAUUCAUAACGGUUCAACCAUAACUUCCGAAUCAAGUAAAAAUUGACAUAUAGAUUUAGUAUCACAGUAAUUACACAAUUUUGCUACACAUGUAUGUUUUAUCUCCUUUAAACCCCUUCUUAUAAUUACAAAAUAUUGUUACAUGUACCUCAUAUGCCACUGUGUAACGACCUCAGCAAAAUAAAUUCUCUUCUGGUAAAAAUAUAAAUUCACCUCAUCUAAUCCAUGAUUACAUUAAUUAUGUUUGUGAUUGAAUGCUAAUUGUUCUUAUAAUAAAAUAUUGCACUGGUUCCAUACUCAACAACAAUUAUAAUAAAAAGGUUUUCACGUUUAUAUGGGGAUUGCAUUCGUUUAUACUAUAGGCACACUGAGUGUAAGCACAUGGGGUUGUAGGCGAAAUUAAUUUAGGCAAAGUGGGUUGUGGACAGAAUGAGAGGAAACUGUCGUAAGAAAGUGUACACAAAAUUAUUCUGGUUCAUACAUGUGGUCUAUAUAUUUUUCUGUUCAUAAUAUUAUUUGCAUCAACUGAAAAAAUCUAGAUGGUCAGUUUCCAUAUGAAUUGCUGAUCAUACUUGAACCGUCAACUAGAUAUCGAGCCAUAGAAUAUAUUAUGUAAUUGAUAUAAUGGAUAUAAUUUCUCACCUUUAAAUGCUCUUUUUUUUAUGGAAUCUCUGUUCUAUGCAGUGUGUGUGUGUGUGUGUGUAUGUCAUUAUAUGACAACCGUUAUUAUAAUCAGAAUUUAUAUCUUUGCACCAAGAAGAGUCAAAGGGAUUUUUUGACAAGAUCGUGACUGCUGCCAUGAAUCACUGUCAUGUGUUUUGUCUAUAGCUGGACUGUCACUCCCCAAGACAAUACAUUCUUCCUCACAUGUCUAUAGAAGGACUCGGGGAUCUCAUGACUGGAGUGACAAAUUAAUAGCGUCAUUUGAACGUCACACCUCAACAUGGAUCUGGUGACAGGCUGGUAACUUCAUUUUAACGUCACUCCCCAAGAUAAUACAUCCUUCCUCGCAUGUCUAUAGAAGGACUCGGGGGUCUCAUGACUGGAGUGACAAAUUAAUAGAGUCAUUUGAACGUCACACCUCAAAAUGGAUCUGGUGACAGGCUGGUAACUUCAUUUUAACGUCACUCCUUAAGACAAUACAUUCUUCCUCGCAUGUCUUUAGGUUGCAUAGUACCAAAAUAUUUACGGAGUAAAAGCAGCUGUGGGUGUGAUUGGUAGUAAUAUGUGACAUUGAUUAUUUGUGCAAAUACUAUUAUCCAUUGACAAUAAAUAAAUACACUUUUA